CACUGCUUAAUUAAAUUGUGUUGCGCUCUCUCUCUCUCUCUCUCUUUUUUUAAGCUAAUGGCAUCUACUUGUUCUGAACAAAAAAGAAUAGAAGAAAUAACAAGUGUCUUGAAGAAUGAGAUAAAAGGGUUUCCUUCACCAAAACGCUUUAUUCCUUCAGAACCUGAACUUAAAAAAACAACAGGAGAUCUUCGUCAAUGUGGAGCUAAUCUAGUACAGAUCACUAAAAGUGAGAUCACACUAAACACACUUCAUCCUCGAGAACAAGAAAAAGAAGAUGAAAACAUCAUGCAAGGUUUCAAUCUCUUGUUGAAUAACCAAUUCAUGGCAGCCAAGAUGUUAUUUGAGCAAAAAUCAAAUGAGGAUCCUCUAAGUGCUUUGGCUGUGAGUUCAAUGGCAUUUUUAAAAGCUGUGAUGACCUCAUCUGAACAAGAUCAAACCAUGGCAUUAAAUGCACUCAAUACAACGUAUGAUAUAGCCAACACACAGAUAGAUUUAGCCAAAACAUCCUCUAAACUCACUGAUUAUAUCCCUGGUUAUCUCAAAAAGAUGCAAAGGCCCCAAGCUUAUCCAGCCAAUGGUGUACUGCGUGCUCAUGUCUUGAAAGCAGAAUGCUGUCUUCAGAUAGCCAUUUUACAGUUACUGCAAGAGUCUAUGAUAGGCUAUGUCAAAUGUGGAUUGAAUUUACGUCGAGCCUAUAGUUCUUAUAGUUUUGUAUGGCAGGAAUAUAAAAAGAUGGGCACAGACCAUUUGGCUAUCAUGGAUUCAGAUACACUUUCAGGAGUCAGAUUUGGGAUUGGCUCUGUUCAUCUUGUUUUGUCUGCUUUACCUGCAAAGAUACUCAAGGCCAUUUCUGCCUUUGGAUGGAAACCAGACAGACAACUUGGAUUUACGUUGUUGAAUGAAUGUGCUCAAAUGAGAAGGGUACGUUCGCCUAUGGCUACCAUGAUGCUACUUGCUUAUUAUGUCUCUGCCAUUUCAUUUGCCCCACAAAUUAUGACCGAUGUCUAUAAAAAGACAGCCAUGGAUACCCUGUUGGAUGCUCAAAAAGAACACCCAGAUUCUGUUGUUUACCUUUAUUUUGCUGGUCGAAUGGCACGUCAAAGCCUUGAUCUACCCUUAUCGACGCAAUCUUUUCUUUAUGCGACACAAGUCAGUCAGAACGAAUGGGCUGAAUUAGCUGUGACCAAUGCGUGUCGCUUUGAAAUAGCCAUGAACCACAUGAUCACAGGCAAUUGGCAGCAGGCAGCCAAUGCCUUUGCCUAUCUGACUCAACAACAGUAUUGGUCAGCAGCCUUUUGUCAUUAUGCUCAAGGUGCUUGUUAUGGUAUGAUGGGGGAUCGAGCACAGGCUGUCUUGUUAUUUGCCCAAAUACCUUAUUUAGCAGGCAAGAAGCUCUCUGACAUCGAUACCUAUGUGUUGCGUAAAGUGACCAUGUUCCAACAGAGUGGUUAUCAAAACCUUCAUUUCUUUAGUCCUUUGCUUGAAUUUAUGUGUAUCUGGAACUUGUUUACUUACAUGAGUCCUGAAUUACUUACACUCUCUUUAAAUCGUAUUCAGACUGCAUUAGCCAGUAUUCAAAAAGCAGAACAAGCAGAACAAGAAGAACGUAUGAAGGAAAUUGCGCCUGAUGCACCUGUACCUAACUAUUUUGAUGAACGCGCUUGUUUGCUAGUCAUCAAAUCCUCCAUGUUGAAUGCACUCGGCCGUGCUGAAGAUAUCACACUGGACAUCAAUUGGGUCAUAGACCAUAAAGAACACAUUUCACAAGAUACCUGGACAGUGCCUUAUGCUUUAUGGGAAGCUGGUAUCUCUUGUCAAUCCAUGAACCUCAAGCAAAAAUGCCGACAAGUAUGGGAGAUGGCUUUGGAUCAUGGCAAACAUGACUUUGAACAUCGACUGGCCAUUCGUUUGAAUUUAGCCUUGACAAGGUUAGAAGAAGAAUAAACU
Molecule: messenger RNA, 1950 nt
Organism: Gilbertella persicaria
Lineage: Eukaryota; Fungi; Mucoromycota; Mucoromycetes; Mucorales; Choanephoraceae
Exons: 8
Coding region: 58-1947 (629 amino acids)
Source: RefSeq, a predicted model, not a curated record